AUGGACAAAGAACAGUGCGCCAAGUUUAAAAUGGAAUCGCUGGAAAGUUUCGAACCGCUGGUAAAUCCGAUCCGCCAGUAUCGGAACCGCUCUAAGCGCACCCUAAAGACGGGCGAGGAGAAACUUGCGGAAGUGCUUGCCAAAAUAGCAUCGCUACAGAAAAGCUCGGAAAAAACGGAUGGCAUCGAUCGCACGAAGGUGCGCACGUACAACGUCAAGCUACGUCUGAGGAAAAGUCUCCUGUACAAAUGCUUCGAUUGUGGCAGUUGCUUCGCCAACUCGGACUUCCUCGAGCUGCAUGAAACGUCCCACGCGGAGCAGGGCAAGUGCGACAUCGACCUGGGCCACGAACCGGUGGACUCCGAGAUGAAUCUGAAGCAAAACGCUUGGUUCGUGGGGGACUUUGGCGAGGACGACGAAGAAGGUGACGAUGGCGAACACAUUUUGCAGCUCGAUUGCACAGUGGAAGAGGGCGAGGAUAUUUUCGACAUCACGUUCGAUCGUACCAAGUGCGAGAAAACGUACACGAUGAAGUACAAGGUCAAAAAGGAGCCGGUGGGCAAAUGUGAACAUUGCGCGAAACAAUUUUACUCCAUCGAAUGGCUGAAGCUGCAUGAACUCGAGCACGAAAAAUUUCUGGACAUCGCGAAUAUAGAGCCAAGCAUCAACAUCAUACGCUCUCCGCGCAUCGAGGAAAGUACCAUGACGCUGGGCGACAGCUUCUACGAGGCGCUCGAUGUGAGCGAUAUCCUCGAGCACAGCAGCGGCACCAUCGAUUGCUCGACCGAUGGUCGUUUAGCCUCCGGUGCAGGUAUAAUGCUUGAGUACCGCAUCAUCCCUCGGCGAUCGGUCAGUGGCGAGAAAGAGCUGGCCCAGGUAAAGGACCAGCGCAUUGGUGAGGAAAAGGAGGUAAAAGAUAACACCUCACGCAUAGUCAAUCAGUUCGAGUGCCAACCAACUGCCAAGGUAAAGGAGGAAGUGAAAAUUAAGCAGGAGCUGCCGGACGAACCAGUGUCGAUAAUGCUGGAGAUCAAGGAAGAAGUCAUGGACGAAGGUGAAACGAACGCUUUGCAGUUUGCUCCGUUUGCACACCUGCAACACAAUUAUGAGUGCCCAAGCUGUAGGAAACGGUUUCGGUUCCGUGCAGCGCUUCUUGUACACGAACGAACACAUAGUGGCAUCCGUCCUUACCGGUGCAUAAACUGCAAGGACACAUUCAUAUCGAGGGGAAAGCUUUUUCUCCAUGCCUACAUUCAGCAUAGAAACAGGCACAGGAAGUUGGCGUGCGGUCAUUGCGAUAAUAGCUUCCUUAAACCGAAACAGCUACUGCGCCAUCUUGCCAUUUGCAAUCACAAUGCGGGUAUUCCGCGAUAAACACGAAAUCUCGCGUCUGUGAAUAACAGCAGACAUUUUUUACAAUGAUAAUUUAAAUUUUACAUGUAUGCAUGCUAGCCAGGUUGACAAUGAAUGUGGAAUCAUUCAUUAGUGCUAGGCUCGAUGCAUGGCAGACUCUUGAUGUUGUAGAAGGCACCUGUUCUAAUAGGGAAAGUUGUCGCGUUAAGCUCGUUACAACAAGCACAAAA
Messenger RNA from Anopheles nili, 1583 nucleotides. Its product is annotated as zinc finger protein 182-like. Gene Ontology annotation, cellular component: chromosome. Gene Ontology annotation, biological process: regulation of transcription by RNA polymerase II. The transcript is spliced from 2 exons. NCBI's taxonomy places the organism in Eukaryota, Metazoa, Arthropoda, Insecta, Diptera, Culicidae. The coding region runs from base 1 to 1374 and encodes 457 amino acids. The record is from RefSeq and is a predicted model, not a curated record. Gene Ontology annotation, molecular function: chromatin insulator sequence binding.